This is a messenger RNA of Neodiprion virginianus, 2071 nucleotides long. It is a transcript of the gene fuss, whose product is annotated as SKI family transcriptional corepressor 2. Gene Ontology annotation, cellular component: transcription regulator complex; nucleus. The coding region runs from base 122 to 1669 and encodes 515 amino acids. Gene Ontology annotation, molecular function: DNA-binding transcription factor activity, RNA polymerase II-specific; RNA polymerase II cis-regulatory region sequence-specific DNA binding; SMAD binding. Gene Ontology annotation, biological process: negative regulation of BMP signaling pathway; negative regulation of transcription by RNA polymerase II. The transcript has 7 exons. The record is from RefSeq and is a predicted model, not a curated record. Lineage: Eukaryota; Metazoa; Arthropoda; Insecta; Hymenoptera; Diprionidae.
CGAGUGCACUCGAGACGGUCCCGUUCGUUCUCAUCGCCUGUCAAUUCGAAUCAGUAACACUAGUGAUAUUGUGAUUUGUUUCCUCGAGUAACUCGCAGCCCUGGAUUCCCCGCAGGCAAGAAUGGACGGGCCGGCGGUAUUGUCUCUGCCUCCGAUGUCCAACCAAAAACCAGUUGCGUCGCCACAGCCCCAGUCGCAUUCCAAACCGAAUCAGGAGUUGCAGGUGGGAACAGUGUCGUUGUACGGGAUCCACAUCGUGUCUCUGGUGAUCGAGGGCCAGGAACGAUUAUGUCUGGCUCAGAUCAGCAAUACACUGCUCAAGCAGUUCAGCUACAACGAGAUUCACAACCGUCGUGUAGCCCUGGGCAUCACCUGCGUCCAAUGCACACCGGUGCAGCUUGAAAUCCUCCGUAGAGCCGGCGCCAUGCCGGUUUCCUCAAGAAGAUGCGGGAUGAUCACGCGACGGGAAGCCGAACGACUCUGCAAAUCUUUCCUGGGCGAUAACGCGCCCCCUAGACUUCCCGAGGACUUUGCGUUUUCGGUACAUCACGAAUGUGCCUGGGGUUGUCGAGGCGCAUUUUUACCAGCACGGUACAACAGUUCCCGAGCAAAGUGCAUCAAGUGUGCCUACUGCGGUCUCUUCUUCUCCCCGAACAAGUUCAUAUUCCAUUCGCACCGUAUCGGCCCGACGGACAAGUACGUCCAACCAGACGCGGCGAACUUCAACUCGUGGCGGAGACACAUGAAGCUAUCAGGCAGCCCCCCUGACGACGUGGUCCACGCCUGGGAAGACGUCAAGGCGAUGUUCAACGGAGGAACCAGAAAGAGACUGCUGUCGAAUCCCACGGGACCUCGGUGCACACCAACGGCCGUUAAACGUGCCAGAUCCUCGCCACCGACGCAAUUGCCCUCCCCGAUACCCUCGCCGACGCAUCCGCGAGUUCCGCCGUUCCCGGAACUGCCGCUUCCAUUGUCGCGGAAUUUCGUCAUGGACUACGUGUGGCAUCAGCAUCAACAGGCCGCGGCAGCAGCGGCGGUAAAAACCCCCGGCUUCUCGUUUUCGCAGUACGCUUUACCCUGGCUGGCAAAAAGACCCGUUCUUUUCCCAGGUCCACUGCCCCCGCCGAUACCCGGAGCAACGACGGCCGAACCCAUGGCACCGCCAGUCACGUCGUCCUUGCAUCAGUCCGCUUUUCACCCGGUACUUCGGGCGGGUCCUCCGCUCGGUGAAUCGGGUCAGAUAGUCCAGGAGUCUACCCCUGAACCCAGCGUUGAAAAGGACGACGAUUCCGACGACGAGGUCGACAUCGAGACGACGGAGGACGAGGUCAAGGCACCCUUGAAUCACCCUCAGAGCCUCAACUCCGCGUCAAACUCCGCCCUGAGUACCCACAGUGGGCACAGCACAUCGCCCCAGUGUUGGAGUCCUCCGAGAGAAACGGAGCGAGAGGCGGAAAAAAUAGCCGAAGAAGCCGCGGCCCUAAGAGAAGUGAAACCCGAAGUCCCUAGAGUGGCUACGACGACCGGAAGUCCAGAGAGCUGGCAUGGAGGAGCACUUUACAGGCAUCUACAUUUACUCCGAGGUAGCGAUGUGUCCGACUGCUCUGCUUGCAGGCCUCGAGGCGUCUUCUACGGACAAGUUCACAGCCCUUCAGCUCCCACAAAUUAAUUAUUCUCAUAAUUAUUCUCCGCCGCUCUGUAGUGCGUUCUGUAAAUUACGUAUACAUAUAUAAAUAAUAUAUAUACAUAUAAAAAUUACUCGAUGCAGGUUCGUAAGUAAUAAAAGUAAAACAUGCCUGACUAAUUACGAUAUAUGUAUAGGUCGUACACACAUAUAUAUAUAACGAAUACGAAAAGAGCAAUGCCUAGAUAUCAAAUCACACACCUAUGUGCAGGAUUAUAAUUCGCUCCUUCGUCCUUUCUGUAGAUAUAAACUCUACUUAACUACGGUCUCCGUUAAGCUGGAUAUUGUGACAUAAUAAUUGAUAAUAUAAAUUGUAGAAUUAAUCGCUAACUAAACGCUUUUUAAUUGCAUAAGAACAAAAAGACCCCCAACCAAUCAUUGCACAAA